GAGCCUACUUUCUUUCAAGUUUCAAGAAAACAGAUUUUUAUGCAGUACUUUUUAAAGAGUAUCAAAAGGAAAAGUGAAAGGAAAACUCUCAAAGUUGCUAUAAAAGUGGGUCCACACACAGCUGAAUAGCAGACACCACCAUGGCUGAGUUUGGUCAGGAACCCAAACCUGGAGACCUGAUUGAGAUUUUCCGCUUUGGCUACAAGCACUGGGCUGUCUAUGUGGGAGAUGGUUAUGUGAUCCACCUGGCUCCUCCAAGCGAAGUUGCGGGAGCUGGUGCGGCCAGCAUCAUGUCCACUCUGACCGAGAAGGCCAUAGUGAAGAAGGAACUACUGUGUGAUGUGGUUGGCAGAGACAAGUACCAGGUCAAUAACAAACACGACGACAAGUACUCGCCGCUGCCUCCCAGCAAAAUCGUCCAGCGGGCGGAGGAGCUGGUGGGGCAGGAGCUGCCCUAUUCGCUGCGCUGUAAGAACUGCGAGCAUUUCGUGAACGAGCUGCGCUACGGAGUCCCCCGCAGUGACCAGGUCAGAGAUGUCGCUAUGGCGGCCGGCAUCGCAGGAGUAGGCUUGGCAGCCAUGGGCCUCAUUGGAGUCAUGUUCUCAAGAAACAAGCGGCAGAAGCAAUAAGUUGAAGGGCCUGACCCAUCGGCAGGGACGUUAUCCACUGAGCGGGUCUGGUUGUGCCAGAGGUUUUGCGGUUGGGUUUGUGGGUUUCAUUCUGUUUUAUAGUGAGGCUUAUUUUUACAGAAUAAAAUAAAGCCCAGCAAGGGAGCGCUUUACUGGAGAAACCGCA
Molecule: messenger RNA, 795 nt
Organism: Mustela lutreola (European mink)
Lineage: Eukaryota; Metazoa; Chordata; Mammalia; Carnivora; Mustelidae
Product: phospholipase A and acyltransferase 3-like
Exons: 4
Coding region: 141-629 (162 amino acids)
Biological process (GO): N-acylphosphatidylethanolamine metabolic process
Cellular component (GO): cytoplasm
Molecular function (GO): A2-type glycerophospholipase activity; glycerophospholipid phospholipase A1 activity
Source: RefSeq, a predicted model, not a curated record